Messenger RNA from Cordyceps fumosorosea ARSEF 2679, 2772 nucleotides. RefSeq names its product beta-mannosidase mndA. Gene Ontology annotation, molecular function: beta-mannosidase activity. The transcript has 6 exons. The coding region runs from base 1 to 2772 and encodes 923 amino acids. Gene Ontology annotation, biological process: glycoprotein catabolic process. NCBI's taxonomy places the organism in Eukaryota, Fungi, Ascomycota, Sordariomycetes, Hypocreales, Cordycipitaceae. The record is from RefSeq and is a predicted model, not a curated record.
AUGACGAUCUCGUCAUCAGCACUCUUCCUCGUCCUUGCUCUGUGUCUCAACUUCGCCGCUGGACUUGCAGGUCACGGAAGUGUCCGCCCUCUCGACAGCCAAGAGUGGACGCUGUCCAACGAGUAUGGCAACAUCACCGUGCCGGGAGCCUUUCCAUCGCAUGUGCAUCUCGAUCUACUUUCUGCUGGCGUCAUCGAGGAUCCGCUCCGCGGGUUCAACGACAUCAACCUGCGAUGGGUUGCAAACCAAAAUUGGACAUAUACGAGUGGUCCCCUCACCAACCUCACGCAUGACGACGGUCUGAGGACUUGGCUUGUGUUUGACGGGCUCGACACCUUCGCAACCGUCAAGUUCUGCGGCAACAUCGUCGGAACUACAGACAAUCAGUUCCGGCGAUGGACAUUCGACGUCACGUCAGACCUGGCAAGCUGUAGGGGCGAACCUACGUUGAGCCUCAACUUUGGAAGCGCGCCAAAGAUUGCCAACGCAAAGAACGCCAGCCAGCCACAGCCGUGGGCGGAAGCUCUCGUCGCAGCAUGGACCUUCGAAGUCCCCAACAGAAACUUCGUCAGAAAGCAGCAGUCCGACUUUGGCUGGGACUGGAGUCCGGCCUUCACCCCCGCAGGGCCGUGGAAGAGCGGCCGGAUCGUCCAGACCCGCGACGACAAGUAUCUCUACGCCGUCGACACCGUCGUCGACGUCUACCGCCAGGGCCAGACGAACAACCUCGCCCCGGAUCAGAGCAAGCCCUGGGUGUUGAAAGCGAGCAUCGACUACCUCGGCAGCCUCCCGCGCGGCUCCUACAUCGAGGCGCUCAUCGAGAGCACCUCUAAGAAUCCCGAGACGCUCUUCAGCGGGAAGCUGGCAGACGUGCAGGUGUCGGCAGGCUCCAUCAGCGGCAGCGUGGAGAUUGACGGCGCGAGGCCGAAGCUCUGGUGGCCCAACGGGAUGGGCGACCAGGACAUGCACACUAUCCAGCUUGCGGUGCGCACCUCCAACCGCUCCCUACCGCUGAUGGUCUCGUCGCGCCGCUUCGGCUUCCGCACCAUCCUCCUCAGCACCGGGGCCACGAGCGCGGACGAGGUCACGGCCGGGAAGCAGCCCGGCAACGACUGGCACUUCGAGAUCAACGGCCGUCAUUUCUACGCCAAGGGAGCCAGCCUCGUGCCCCCGGACGUGUUCUGGCCGCGGGCCAGCGAAAAGCAGAUGAGCGACCUGUUCGACGCGGUGCAGCACCAGAACUUCAACAUGCUCCGCGUCUGGUCCUCCGGGUCCUACCUCCCGGACUUCAUCUACGACAUGGCCGACGAGCGCGGCAUUCUUCUGUGGAGCGAGUUCCAGUUUGGGGACGCGCUGUAUCCGGACGACGACGACUUCAUCGACAAUGUGCGCCAGGAAGCGACCGAAAAUGUCCGUCGCGUGAACCACCAUCCGUCACUGGCCUGUUGGGCCGGCGGUAACGAGAUUGAAAACGUCGUGCUCCCUAUCGCUGGCGUCACCGACAAGCACAACCUUGGGCUCUACCUCGGCCAGUACGAGCACCUCUACAUCGAUACCCUCUUCCGCGUCGUCGCCGCCAACACCCGAUCCAUCUCCUACACGCCCUCCAGCGGCAACAACGGCUGGUCCAAGAUUGACAUGAGCCUCCCCGUGCCCAUGGUCCAGGUGUACGAAAACAAGACUGUGGGCCACAUCUAUGGCGACACGGAGCACUAUGACUACUCGGCCGCCUCCGCCUUUGACGAGGCCUCGUAUCCCGUCGGCCGCUUUGCCGCCGAGUUUGGCUUCCACAGCAUGCCCAGCCUGCAGACCUGGCGGACCGCCAUCGCCGAUGAGGACCUGCACUUCAACUCCUCCGUCAUAGUCUCCAGGAACCACCACUACCCGCCCGGUGGUCUCGUCGCCGACGUCUCCAAAAGCCUUAAGGGCAUGGCCGAGAUGACGGCCGCCGUGGAGAUGUACUAUCCCUUGCCCAACAAGACCGAUCCUGUUGACCACUUCGGCGCAUGGUGCCAUGCGACGCAGCUCUUCCAGGCCGACUUCUACCAGAGCCAGAUCCAGUUCUACCGUCGCGGAAGCGGAGGCAAGGAGCGCCAGCGCGGAACGCUGUUUUGGCAGCUCAACGACGUUUGGCAGGCGCCGAGUUGGGCGGCUUUAGAAUAUGGCGGUCGCUGGAAGGUUCUCCCGUACUACAUCCGUCGCGGCUAUCAGAAUGUGGUCGCGUCGACGUCCUGGAAUAGUGUCUCCAAGAAUCUCCAAGUCUGGAUCACCUCGGAUUUGUGGGAGGCCGUCUCUGGACAGCUGUCCAUGACUUGGGUCGACUUGCAAGGUAACCGGCUCAAGGACAAUAUGGGCUUCCCCCAAGUGGUCAACUUCACGGUUGACGCCAUUGACAGCAUCAAAGUGUACCAUGCAGCCCUGCGAGACUUUGGCGUUCCAGACAUGGACAAUGCGCUGCUGCUGUUGUCGGUUGAAGCUCACGGUCGACUGCCAAAUUCCGAUGUGAUCAAGACAUUUACGCAUGAGGUUUCCUUUCUUCCGACUCCCCCAAAACGAGCAAAGAUUGCAGAACCCGGCUUGCGCCUCACCUAUGACGAGGCUUCGCGCAAGUUCACCGUCGAGGCUACCAAGAGAUUCUUUGAAGAUAAUGCGUUUGUGCUGUUGCCAGGACAGAAGAAAGAAAUUGGCUUCACACUGCAACAGGACAACACGAACGGCGCCUGGGUACGGGAUGUCACAGUAACCAGCCUAUGGGACCUGAACCACGGCUAG